AUGCAUCACGCGCUACUCGUUCCAGAUAUCCUAGAUCACAUCUUCACAUUCAUCAAGGCUGGUAGUGAGCAAAUCAGUCGCCGGACUCUCGCAGCACUUGCCAGAACCUGCAGCGCUCUCAGUGAUGCCUCGCUGGAUGCUCUCUGGGGCGAGCUACGUAGCCUGUACCCGUUAGUAUCGUGCAUCUACGAUACUAACAUGAAGUUGAGCGAUGAGGACCCGUCAGAAUUCGACGCUGAUGCAGGACCCGACCUAUCUGUUUUUCACAAGUACGCGUAUCGCGUCCACAAAAUAGAGCUUUCUGGAUACGAAGGGGGCUGGAGAGUCAGAGCUGUUCCUGAUGACCUGGGAGUGUUCCACUCUUGCUCUACUCUGGCCACUGCUCAAUCCACGUUUAUUGUCUCUUCGCAUAUCAAGCUUUCAGUGGAGCCCAAAAUCCACCCCGUUACUCCUGUCCAAAAUCCGGGGACUCUGCCCGGAGCUGAAUACGCUGGGAUUAACAUUCUAUCUCUCAGAAGGAUGCGAAGCAAUAGCCGAAAGCUGCUUAUCCCGAGUAAUUUGCUCUUGGAAGAAGCUCGAGGUGCUGGAUUACAAAUCCUUCGGUUGCGCGUUGACAGCAUAUCUGAUCUCAAUCUGCCCGCAAAUUCGCUCUCAUUUCCAUCGUUGCGCACUCUCCAAUUUCAAGCCAACAGUCUAGCGACUGUUCAUUCUAUUCUUCAAGCUGUAAGGAACUUGCCCAAAUCUAUGGAUAUUUUCCUUCCGGUGUACCGGUCGGGGGGUGUUAGUGUGGAAACGGUCGAGCCCAUUCUACAACCCAUUGGUCAAAAUGUGUCUUGCGGCAACCUUGAAGAAUUUCGCAUGAACGUUCCCCUGCUGAGUAGCGGUGUCAUCAACAGCUCUAAUGUACUUCGACCCCUUUUCCUUUGCUGCAACCUUCGUGUAUUGCGCAUAAUGAUGACGCCGCUGUUCUUGCCCGCGGAUGAUGAUCUGCGUGCCAUGGCUUCUGCUUGGCCACUGCUGGAGGAACUUGAACUGUUCGACUGUCGCAAUCUGUACCCGCGGAUUCCUUCCCAUCCCCUGCCUAUUGUGGACCUCCCCGAUGAUGAUUUCCCACCUUUGCCACCCCUGCCUGUUGGACUCCCACCACAUAUGCCCUUUGGUCCAAUGAUGUCAAUACAUCUAGAGGGAACGGCACCGUUUGCAGAUUUUAACAUGACUGACCUACGUAGCAAUCAAACUCCUGAAAUCACCUUUCACGGUCUCAUUUCGCUUCUGGAGUUGUGCCCCAAUCUUCGUUUCUUUAACUUGGCUAUCGACGCCACCAAGCUGGAUGGACUGCGGGGUGAUAAACCAGGCGGUGGUGUUUGCAAUCGACUGGUCAAAUAUCCCAGACUUAUUGAUUCUCACAUCAGUGACCCAGAAGCGGUUGCUCGCAUCCUCCUUGACAUACUUCCUGAACUUGAGACCAUUUGGGGGGAAGGUUCUCCCGGUCCAUUUACGACCAUGUUUAACUCAACACUGCCUCAAGGAUGGGACCAGGUACAUGAAAUAAUGCUGGAUUCUAAAGCAGCCAGGGUUGUGACGUAG
This is a messenger RNA of Suillus subaureus, 1587 nucleotides long. RefSeq lists its product as uncharacterized. Bases 1 to 1587 code for a protein of 528 amino acids. Lineage: Eukaryota; Fungi; Basidiomycota; Agaricomycetes; Boletales; Suillaceae. The record is from RefSeq and is a predicted model, not a curated record. The transcript has 4 exons.